Molecule: messenger RNA, 1911 nt
Organism: Papilio xuthus (Asian swallowtail)
Lineage: Eukaryota; Metazoa; Arthropoda; Insecta; Lepidoptera; Papilionidae
Gene: CCT3
Product: chaperonin containing TCP1 subunit 3
Exons: 12
Coding region: 110-1732 (540 amino acids)
Biological process (GO): protein folding
Molecular function (GO): ATP-dependent protein folding chaperone; ATP binding; ATP hydrolysis activity
Source: RefSeq, a predicted model, not a curated record
UUUCAAUUACGCUGGCAACACCGAUUAAUCAUCUGCACCACGCGAUUUUGAGAACGAAAUCGGUCUUUCGAAUAUUAAAUUAUUUUACAAAUAAAUUCAAUUAUUUACGAUGUACGGACAGCAACCGAUUUUAGUUUUGAGCCAAAAUACAAAACGUGACUCCGGUCGGAAGGUUCAAUUGGAUAAUAUUCGCGCUGGGAAAACGAUAGCCGACGUUAUUCGAACAUGCCUUGGUCCACAAGCUAUGUUGAAAAUGCUAAUGGACCCGAUGGGUGGUAUCGUGAUGACAAAUGACGGCAAUGCUAUUCUUCGCGAAAUUACAGUGCAACAUCCAGCAGCUAAGUCAAUGAUAGAAAUUGCGAGAACACAAGACGAAGAGGUUGGCGAUGGCACAACAUCAGUAAUUGUUCUAACAGGAGAGAUGCUAGCAGUUGCAGAACCCUUCUUGACACAGAACAUACAUCCUACAGUAAUUAUCAGAGAAUUCCGGCAGGCUUUGGAGGAUGCCGUCAAACUGCUUCAGGAAAAAAUCUCUGUUCCAAUUGAUUUGAACGACAGAGAUAAGUUGAAGGAAGUGAUCCGAUCUUGCAUAGGCACCAAGUACAUUGGUCGCUGGGCAGAUCUUGCUGUUGAUAUUGCCCUGGAUGCUGUUAAUACCGUCACUAUUGUUGACAACGGCAGAGUAGAGGUUGAUAUUAAGAACUAUGCUAAAGUAGAAAAGAUACCCGGAGGUACAAUUGAGGAGUCAUGUGUACUGAAUGGAGUGAUGUUCAACAAAGAUGUCACUCAUCCGAAGAUGCGACGUCUUAUUGAGAACCCCCGUAUUGUGUUGCUUGAUUGCUCAUUGGAAUACAAUAAGGGAGAGAGCCAGACAAAUGUUGAGGUGUUCGGUGACCAGGACUUUACAAAGCUGCUACAGUUAGAAGAAGAGUUUGUGAAGCGUCAGUGUGAAGAUAUCAUCGCUCUCAAGCCUGAUCUAGUGGUGACAGAGAAGGGUGUGUCAGAUCUGGCACAGCAUUAUCUGGUGCAAGCUGGUAUUACUGCCGUCCGCAGACUACGUAAGACUGACAACAACCGUCUGGCGCGCGCGUGCGGUGCCACCAUAGUAAACCGCACGGAGGAGCUGAAGGAGAGCGACGUGGGCACCGCCGCCGGCAGGUUCGAGGUCAAGAAGAUUGGCGACGAGUACUUCACAUUUGUUACACAGUGCAGCAACCCUAAGGCGUGCACAAUUCUUCUCCGCGGCGCGUCAAAAGAUGUUUUGAAUGAAAUCGAGAGGAAUCUUCAGGAUGCAUUGCACGUCGCUAAGAACUUGGUGCUGAACCCGCGUCUGGUGGCGGGGGGCGGCGCGGUGGAGAUGGCGGUGUCGUGCGCGCUCGCCGCCAACGCCGCGCACAACACGCCGUACCGCGCUGUGGCACACGCACUCGAGAUAAUCCCGCGCACGCUGGCUCAGAACUGCGGCGCGAACACGAUCCGCACGUUGACUGCGCUGCGUGCGCGCCACGCUGCUGGCGCCAGUACAGCUGGCAUUGACGGAGAGACUGGAGAGAUCGUCGACAUGGCCGCCAAGGGUAUAUGGGAACCACUCGCAGUUAAGAUGCAGAUCUACAAGACAGCGGUAGAAACGGCAAUUCUAAUUCUGCGAAUCGACGACAUUGUGUCAGGUUCUAAGAAGAAGUCUGACAAGGAGCCGACCGCGCCCGCCGCCAUGGCUGCCGGACAGGAGUAAAUGCGUUUCCACUGUCUAAACACUUGUACGAAACAUAUUGUCAUCCCGCUCAUUCUUAUUGAAAAGAGCAGAGACAGUGUGCUACAAGUGUAAUUUCAAGAUUAACACAAACGCAUUUAUGGAUGAAAUUGUUACAAAUACUAAAAUAACACUUAAAUAUAAUAAUUAGUUUAAUACAA